Molecule: messenger RNA, 3159 nt
Organism: Ostrinia nubilalis (European corn borer)
Lineage: Eukaryota; Metazoa; Arthropoda; Insecta; Lepidoptera; Crambidae
Product: mutS protein homolog 4-like
Exons: 16
Coding region: 85-3066 (993 amino acids)
Biological process (GO): mismatch repair; reciprocal meiotic recombination
Cellular component (GO): nucleus
Molecular function (GO): mismatched DNA binding; ATP binding; ATP-dependent DNA damage sensor activity
Source: RefSeq, a predicted model, not a curated record
CACAGUGGACCAAGAUCCGGUCGGUCAACAAGCACAUCGGCUGUUGAAGCCAGCGUCAUUCUCGCUAUAUCAGAAGGCAGAGGGAUGGCAAGAGGUGAAAUAGGCAUAGCUGCGGUGGAUCUAAGGCACCCAAAUCUAGUCCUAUGCCAAUUCAGUGACACGCUUUUGUACACCCAUACGCUGACGAAAAUAAAUUUCUUCAAUCCUAUUGAGAUAAUAGUGCCUCAUACGUUCUGCGAAGGCGUGCAACCAAGUCAACUAUACAAACUGAUAAGAGACCAAUACCCACUGAUAAACCUAACCACCGUGCAAAGACGGCAUUUCAAUGACGCAGCCGGUCGGCAACAAAUACAAACACUAUGCGCACCAGAAUAUAGUGCGGUAUAUUUGCAAGUCUUACCAAAGUUUUACGCUCUCACGGCUGCUGCAGCAGUAUUAAAAUACGUUGAAUACAUACAAUGUGUUGUUUUUGCAAGGGAAUCUCUAAAGAUUCAAUACCAUUCUUCUGAGAAUACGAUGAUCAUUGAUGUUGGGACAGCGACUCAACUUGAAUUGGUACAGCCUCUAAUACCAUCAGCCGGGCCAACUUGUUGCCUUUUAGGAGUGCUAGGUCCAACAUACACUGUUGGUGGAAUACGAGCAUUGAGGGCUGCUAUUUUACAACCUUCUUGCAAUAAAGAUUUCAUUGAAAACAGAUUGGACGCAUUACAAGAUCUCAUCGAAAAUGAGUCGGGUUUGAUAACUAGUUUGCAGGAUGUUAUCAAGAAACUGUCCGAUAUCGACAAGAUACUCCUCUUAUGUAUGGAAAAUCCGAAUCAGAACAUGGACAAAUUGGGUGAAGCUCAACUAAAUCAAACAUUGUUAUUGAAAACAACCAUGGACAUGGUUCCGAAGUUGGUUGAGGCUUUAGAGUCUGCAGAUAGUGGACGGCUGAAAAAGAUUAAAAUGGACUUUGAAAAUCAAAAUUACAAGGAAAUAGCUGAACGGAUACAUAGUGUUAUCCAAGAAGAUGCUCAUUUAGAAAAAGGUGCCAUGGGUAGCUUACAGAGGUGCUUUGCUGUGAAACCUGAAAUAAAUGGUUUGCUUGACGUAGCAAGAAGGACUUACUCCGAACUGAUAGAAGAUAUUCAAAAGAUCGUAGAGAAUUUGAGUGAGAGUUACGAUCUACCACUAAGACUAAAUCAAAACAUGCUAAAGGGAUUCCACAUAGUACAUCCGAUUGCACCAAAAAAUAGACGCAACUUUUGCAUUGAAGAAUUACCCCCAAUUUUUAUUCAGGUCCAUCAUAGUGGAGCCAGUGUAUCCAUGACAACAGAAGAAUUAGUUGUUUUAGAUCAGCAAGCAAAAGAAGCUCUGAACGAAAUACAAAGAAUGAGUAACAUUGUUAUCUCUAGUUUGCUGAAAGAUUUGCGACCCUUUAUGUCGAGUCUCUACAAAUUAUGCGAAAAUGUAGCGGAGCUGGACAUUUUGUUGGCAUUAGCUAACGCAAGUAUGGCGGGAUCUUACAUCAGACCUCAGUUUGAUAAUUAUCUUGAUGUAAGGAAUAGUGUGCAUCCUCUUCUAGAUUAUAACAGUCAAGUUUUACCGGUGCCAAAUGACGUUAACGCAAGCCCUGAAUACAAUUUUACUAUAAUCACCGGACCGAAUAUGGGAGGCAAAAGCAUUUACAUUAAACAAAUUGCUAUCAUGCACGUCAUGGCGCAAUUGGGCUGUUUUUUGCCAGCAACUAAUGCAAUACUAAGAAUUUGUGACAGAAUAUUCUCGAGAAUCGGUUUUAACGACAGUGUUGAGUUGAAUGCUUCAACGUAUGUUUUGGAAAUGAAAGAAAUGCAGCACAUAUUAAAAAGUUUAACGCCGUCCAGUCUAGUGAUAAUAGACGAACUAUGCAGAGGUACGUCAACUGAAGAAGGAACCAGUAUUGCAUGGGCCAUUUGUGAAGAACUGUUGAUAAGUGAUGCAUUUACUUUCUUCACCACCCAUUUCAUGUAUUUGACGCGACUACAGGAUUUGUACUUCAAUGUUCAGAAUCGUCAUACAGCAGUGACUGAGGAAGACGUUACGAAUGGUGAAAAUUCUCAAAAACGGAUCAUUUAUCAACAUAAAAUAGUUCCUGGAAUCUCGAAAAUUGAGCACUAUGGACUCUCACUAGCUGCAAAAACUAAUUUGCCUGACGAAACAGUAAAAUUAGCAGAAGAAUUAGCUGAACUUAUAGUCAGCAAUAAACACCCAAAACGAUUAUCCACCCCUGAAAUGAGCGAUGAUGGAAAAUUGUACGAAUUAAAUGCAAAACUGCGCAUUGAAUCUAGAAACCAUGAAGAUAUUGAAGCUAACACAAAACGGAUACUUCAAAAAUUUAAAUACGACAAUCCUGAUUUAAUUGAACGGCUAAGAUUACAGAAAAAUAACACGAGUAAAACUGAUGUUUCUGCAAAUUAUUCUUCUGUGUCUAAUUCCAAAGAAGAAGCGACCAAUUUCCAACCAAAUGUAAUAGUAAAUAGAGAUAAAAAUAUUGCAGAUAUUGGAAACAAAUCCAAUUCUUCAGCUAUAAAUACAUCAAUAGAAAAUAGUAAUCCAAUUGAACCUUCUAACGCAAACGGAAAUAAUUUUACUCUAGUGAAAUCAUCUAAUGAGUUACUUAAUACUAUGAUGCACAACAAUGAAGAAAGUAAUUCAAAAGUAUGUAAUAGUGAUAAUUCAGAUCAUGAAGUAACAAACCAAGUUUCAGAAGAAAUCCCUGACAUUGAAGAUAACAACAUAAACAAUACCAAAAGUAGUUUUAGUAGUGGAAAUCGUGGAAAUAAUAACGAUGGAGAAGAAACGAAGACAAAUAAUGAUAGUGAUAGUAUUGAAACUGUUAGCAGUACUGAAAGUGAAGAUAUUGCAGAAGCUCUUACUCAAAUUCUCGAUGAUCUUUCUAACGAAACCGAUCAAUGCAAAGGUAGUGAUAUGUCUGUAGACGAGGAAUUGAUGAGAGAAACAAUAGAAGAGAUAAACGUAGAGCUUGAGAGUGGUGUAGCUAGCAUUGAUAGUAUUGUACUUACACCACCUUUUGCAUUUAGGGAUUAAAUGAAAUAGUAAAAAGUAUUUUUAUCUUAAUAAUGUAUAUGCAUGAUGACUUCGUCAAAUAAAUUAAAAUAAUAAAUAAUGUACUAGCUACAA